AUGGUUUCUCAGGCGCACCUGGCGAUGAAGCCCCAGAGGGGGCCCCCGGGGGAUGCGGGACCCCCAGGAUUCAGGGGGCCUGUUGGCCCAAAAGGAGUCCAAGUAACCCUGGAGCACCUGGAGAGAAGGGCGAUGCCAGAGAACAAGAUAGCUCCAUCUGGUGAGAAAGGUGAUCAAGGAGAACCAGGAUUUUCAGGCGCACCAGGGCCCAAAGGGUUGCCUGGCCCUCCAGGAUCCAUUGGGCCACCUGGUCCUCCAGGUGUCUUCGGACCACCAGGACCUGGUGGGAGGCCGGGGGCCGAGGGCCCCCAAGGAAAUCUGGGAGUGCCCGGUCCCAAGGGAGAGCAGGGUCCCCAGGGACUCAAAGUUUUGUUUGAGUAGA
Molecule: messenger RNA, 382 nt
Organism: Osmerus eperlanus (European smelt)
Lineage: Eukaryota; Metazoa; Chordata; Actinopteri; Osmeriformes; Osmeridae
Product: collagen alpha-1(XXIII) chain-like
Exons: 5
Coding region: 1-381 (126 amino acids)
Biological process (GO): phagocytosis, recognition
Molecular function (GO): low-density lipoprotein particle binding; pattern recognition receptor activity
Source: RefSeq, a predicted model, not a curated record